Molecule: messenger RNA, 566 nt
Organism: Stomoxys calcitrans (stable fly)
Lineage: Eukaryota; Metazoa; Arthropoda; Insecta; Diptera; Muscidae
Exons: 2
Coding region: 33-464 (143 amino acids)
Biological process (GO): sensory perception of smell
Molecular function (GO): odorant binding
Source: RefSeq, a predicted model, not a curated record
UUCGUUAUUAAAGUUUACAACCUAUAAUAACAAUGAGUGAUACUAUUCGUCAGUUGGGUUUAGGUCUACUUGUUCUACUUGGUUGCUUACAGUUGCCAAUGGUUUCAGGUUUAGAUACCGCCGCGCUGGGCAAAGUAGCUGAAGUAUGUGUCAAGGAAUCGGGCAUUAGUCCAGAGGAAAAAAAAGUUUUAUUGGCCGAUGAAAUGGAGAAAAUUGACGAAAAGGAUUUCUCCCACAACAUGAGAUGUUUCCAGCUAUGCUUCUAUAAACAACUUGGCAUUAUUGAUGCCAAUGGUGAUCCAAUAGUUGAACCAUUUAUUAAAUUCAUGGAAUCAAGAUUUACCGAUAAAAAGGACAAGGUAAAGCCAGCCAUAGCCAAGUGCCGAGCAAUUACCGAUGCAGAUCCUUGUGAGCAUGUUUUCAAAUUUGAAGUAUGCAUGGCUCAUGCCAUAGAGGGCAAUUAAUAAGAAAUGGGUGAAAGAUAUAAAAAAUAUAUAUGUUAAUAUUUUAUAGAAAUUUUCCUAUGUAAAUAAUAAUAAAAAUAUGUUUAAUUACCCCUUGAGAAA